Molecule: messenger RNA, 980 nt
Organism: Malurus melanocephalus (red-backed fairy wren)
Lineage: Eukaryota; Metazoa; Chordata; Aves; Passeriformes; Maluridae
Gene: SELENOM
Product: selenoprotein M
Exons: 5
Cellular component (GO): endoplasmic reticulum lumen
Molecular function (GO): oxidoreductase activity
Source: RefSeq, a predicted model, not a curated record
AUGCGGGCCCUGCCCCCGGGACCGUGUCUGUGGCUGCUGCUGGCAGCGGCGCUGGCGGCGGGUGGCGACUCGGAGCACUCCCGGCUCCGCGGGGCCGUGCUGCGGGAUCUGGCUCGGGGCAAGGUGGAGACCUGCGGCGGAUGACGGCUGAACCGCCUCAGGGAGGUGAAGGCGUUCGUCACCCAGGACAUCCCGCUCUACCAUAACCUGGAGAUGAAACACCUGCCUGGUGCUGACCCUGAGCUUGUGCUACUCAACCACCGGUAUGAGGAGCUAGAGAGAAUCCCCCUGAGCGACAUGACCCGGGAAGAGAUCAACCAGCUGGUGCAGGAGUUGGGCUUCUACCGCAAGGAGACACCUGAUGCCCCUGUGCCAGAAGAGUUCCAGUUUGCCCCUGCCAAGCCUCUGCCAACGGUAAUGCCUCCCCAAGCACCCACUGCUGAUGGCAAGACCCCACCCAAACGUGACAAGGAAGAACACCCAGACCUCUAGCAAGGAGUGCCACACUCAGGACAGGGUCCUGCAGCCAGGCCCCAGUGUAGGAAAUGAGGGUGUUACAGCAGCUGGGGAUGGCGUCACAGUGUGGCAAAGGUUUUCCCCCCUCCACCUGCUUAGUGUUGUGUAGCCUCUGCCCUGAGGAUGCCCUAGGCAGAUCCAGCCUCAAGCAGAGGCUUCCUGUUGGCAUUCSAAGGGUGCCAUGUGCUGGUUGAUGCCCUCCUUAAUGUCCUUGGAGCCCAUUAUCCCUGGCCAGUCGGGAGGAACAGCAUUCCUUGCUGUGCCCAGAGGUUUAACAGCUCCCAGCACUGGGCAGCAGUAUCCUGCCUGCAUGGGACAGGAUGAAACCCUCAGCAGAAAGUGUCAGGUGCUAAGGGUAGAUAUGCUGAGUCCCAAAGGUGGGAGAGCUGCCCCAGGAAGGGGGCUUUACUUCCCAGUAKGGUUAUGUCGUAUCCAGCUCCUAGUAAAGCUUUUAUGUGUGGUCA